AUGCAAUCUCUUACGCGGUCCUUCACGCGCUCUCUCACGCGCUCUCUCACGCACUCUCUCACGCACUCUCUCACGCGCACUCGCUCUCUCACACGCUCCCUCAUGCGCUCUCUCACGCACUCUCUCACGCGCUCCCUCACGCGCUCUCUCACGCGCACUCUCACGCGCUCUCUCACAUGCUCGCGCUCUCUCAGUCGCACUCUCACGCGCACUCUCACGCACACUCUCACGCGCACUUUCACACGCACUCUCACGCGCUCUCACACGCUCCCUCACGCGCUCUCUCACGCACUCUCUCACGCUCUAUCUCACACACUCUCUCACGCGCUCUCUCACGUGCUCCCUCACGCACUCUCUCACGCGCUCUCGCAUGCGCACUCUCACGCGCUCUCUCACAUGCUCUCUCACGCAAUCUCUCAUGCGCUCUCUCACGGGCUCUCACGCAUUCCGUCGCACUCCCUCUCGCACACUCUCUUGCGCAUUCUCUCUCUCACGCGCUCUCUCAUGCACACUCUCUCGCACACUCUCACGCGCUCCCUCACGUGCUCUUUGAUGCAAUCUCUUACGCGGUCCUUCACGCGCUCUCUCACGCGCUCUCUCACGCACUCUCUUGUGCACUCUCUCACGCGCUCUCUGACACGUGCUCUCUCACGCGCUCUCUCACUCGCUCUCUCACGCGCUCUCUCACGCGCACUCUCACGCGCACUCGCUCUCUCACACGCUCCCUCACGCGCUCUCUCACGCACUCUCUCACGCGCUCCCUCACGCGCUCUCUCACGCACUCUCUCACGCUCUAUCUCACACACUCUCUCACGCGCUCUCUCACGUGCUCCCUCACGCACUCUCUCACGCGCUCUCGCAUGCGCACUCUCACGCGCUCUCUCACAUGCUCUCUCACGCAAUCUCUCAUGCGCUCUCUCACGGGCUCUCACGCAUUCCGUCGCACUCCCUCUCGCACACUCUCUUGCGCAUUCUCUCUCUCACGCCCUCUCUCAUGCACACUCUCUCGCACACUCUCACGCGCUCUCUCACGUGCUCUUUGAUGCAAUCUCUUACGCGGUCCUUCACGCGCUCUCUCACGCACUCUCUUGCGCACUCUCUCACGCGCUCUCUGACACGUGCUCUCUCACGCGCUCUCUCACGCGCUCUCUCACGCGCUCUCUCACGCGCACUCUCACGCGCACUCGCUCUCUCACACGCUCCCUCACGCGCUCUCUCACGCACUCUCUCACGCGCUCCCUCACGCGCUCUCUCACGCGCACUCUCACGCGCUCUCUCAUGCGCUCGCGCUCUCUCAUGCACUCUCGCACUCUCACGCGCACUCUCACGCACACUCUCACGAGCACUUUCACACGCACUCUCACGCGCUCUCACACGCUCCCUCACGUGCUCUCUCACGCACUCUCUCACGCUCUAUCUCACACACUCUCUCACGCGCUCACUCACAUGCUCUCUCACGCAAUCUCUCAUGCGCUCUCUCACGGGCUCUCACGCAUUCCGUCGCACUCCCUCUCGCGCACUCUCUUGCGCAUUCUCUCUCUCACGCCCUCUCUCAUGCACACUCUCUCGCACACUCUCACGCGCUCUCUCACGCGCUCUUUGAUGCAAUCUCUCACGCGGUCCUUCACGUACUCUCUCACGCACUCUCUCACGCGCUCUCUCACGCGCUCUCUCACGGGCUCUCAUGCACUCCCUCACAUGCUCUCUCUCGCGCACUCUCUUGCGCAUUCCCUCUGUCACGCGCUCUUUCUUGCGCACUCCCACGCGCUCUCUCACGCGCACUCCCACGCGCUCUCUUAUGCGCUCUCUGACGCACUCCCUCACACGCUCUCUCACGCGCUCUCUCACGCGCUCUCUCACGCGCACUCUCACGCGCACUCUCACGCGCACUCGCACUCUCACGCGCUCCCUCACUCGCUCUCUCACGCGCUCCCUCACGCGCUCUCUCACGCGCUCCCUCACGCGCUCUCUCACGCGCACUCUCACGCGCUCUCUCACUCGCACUCUCACGCGCACUCUCACGCGCACUCUCACACGCACUCUCACGCGCUCUCACACGCUCCCUCACGCGCUCUCUCACGCACUCUCUCACUUGCGCCCUCACGCGCUCUCUCACGCACUCUCUCACGCGCUCUCGCACGCGCUCUUGCAUGCGCACUCUCACGCGCUCCCGUGCACACGUUCCCCCUCGCGCUCCUCUUCUUUAAAUAG
Molecule: messenger RNA, 2211 nt
Organism: Closterium sp. Naga37s-1
Lineage: Eukaryota; Viridiplantae; Streptophyta; Zygnematophyceae; Desmidiales; Closteriaceae
Source: the annotation of a GenBank genome assembly